AUGGAAAUAAUUCCACUUCUUGAAACUCGUAAUGAAUCUAUUAGAAAAAGAAAUGACAAUCAUCUUGAAAGCUUUAGUCUUAUUUGGCUUAAUAAUAAUGAAAAUGUUGACAUCCAAAAAGAAUUACGUAAUACAAUUAAUCAUAUUGAAACAUUUGAUGAUGUUGCAGAAUGUAAAAAUUAUAUUGAAAAAACAUCAGAAAAUGAUCGAUUAGUUCUUGUUACUAAUGGUGAAUUCGGUCAACAAAUUAUUCCUUCAAUUCAUCAAUUAAGACAAAUUUCAUCAAUUUAUAUAAAUUCAGAAGAUAAACAAUGGACAAAUGAUUUUCCUAAGUUAAAAGGUAUUCAUGUUAAAAUGGAUGAACUGGUUUCACAAAUCCAUGAAGAUUAUAAAAAUCCUCGGAAAAUAGAAGAACCUAUAUGGAUGAAUAUGUUUACAACAGUAAAUGAUGCAGGAAAAUCAACAACAGGAAUCAAUGGUCAAUUUGCAUUUUCUCAAUUAUUACUUGAUUGUCUUCUUCGAUUAAAAUCAAAUGAAAAUGAUCGAAAUGAGUUAAUUUCAUAUUGUGAAAAAGAAUAUGAAGAAAAUCAAAAUGAAUUAAACCAUCUUCAUGAAUUUCAGAGCAGUUAUUCAUCGGAUAAUGUUUUAUGGUGGUAUACACGUGAAUCUUUCUUCUAUAAAACAUUAAAUGCGGCUUUAAGAAAAGAAAAUAUUCAUAUGAUUUAUUUAUAUCGUUCAUUUAUUAGUGAUAUACAAAAUCAAUUACAAAAUCAUCAAUGUCAAUAUGCCACUCGUGUUUAUCGAAGUCAAUUAAUGUCAAUUGAUGAAUUAAAUUAUCUUAAAAAUAGUGUUGGACAAUAUGUUUCAGUGAAUUCAUUUCUUUCGACAAGUUUUCAAAAAGAUAUUGCAGAUUUUUAUCUCGGUGAUACAAAUCAUCGAUGGAUCGAUUUUGAAAAAGUUUUAUUUGAAAUUGAUGCUGACCCAAAAGUUGUUACAACAAAACCAUUUGCUGAUAUUAGUCAAUUUAGUGAUUUCAAUGAGGAAUUAGAAGUUCUUUUUAUGCUUGGAUCGAUAUUUCGUUUAAAUUCAAUUAUUCGUGAUGAUGAAAAUCAAUUUUGGAUUAUUCAAAUGUGUUUAUGUAGUAAUGAUGAACAUAAUUUAAAACAAGUUCUUAUGGAUAUGAAAAAUGAAAUUGGAAAUGGUGAAACAAAUCUUUGUAUUUUAGGAAAAGUUGUACGAAGAAUGGGACAUCUCGAUUUAGCGAAGAAAUAUUAUUAUCGUUGUUUAGAUGAACUUUCACAAAAUGAUCCUUUACUUCUUACUGUUUAUAAAGAUUUGGCUAAAAUUGCUUCUCAUGAAAAAGAUUAUGAAGAACAUCUUCGAUUGAGACACAUUUUAGCGAAAAUCAAAGAGAAAAUAAAAUUGAAUGAUAAUGAGAUUGAGACAAGUGAAAUAGAUAAAUUAACCUACAAUAACACAGUACAAAAACGAAAAUCAAAAAAUUAUAUUCGAACACCGACUUGUAAGGAUGGUAUGAAGAACCAAGAUGAAACCGACGUCGACUGUGGUGGUACCACUUGCGCGUCAAAAUGUUUACCUCAACAAGGUUGUGAGUCAAGCUCAGACUGUAUAAGUAACAACUGUAAUACAACAACGAAGAAAUGUCUAACACCGACUUGUAAGGAUGGUAUUAAGAAUCAAGAUGAAACCGACGUCGAUUGUGGUGGUGCAACUUGUCCGCUAAAAUGUUUACCUCAGGAAGGUUCACCGACUUGUAAGGAUGGUGUUAAGAACCAAGAUGAAAGUGAUGUCGAUUGCGGUGGCACGACUUGCAAGUCAAAAUGUUUGCCUGAGCAAAGUUGUAGAUUAAGCUCAGACUGUAGAAGUAACAACUGUAAUACAACAACGAAGAAAUGUCUAACGCCGACUUGCACGGAUGGUGUUAAGAAUCACGAUGAAACCGAUGUCGAUUGUGGCGGUGUAACUUGCUGGUCAAGAUGUUUACCUCAGCGAGGUUCACCGACUUGUACGGAUGGUAUUAAGAACCGAGAUGAAAGUGAUGUCGAUUGCGGUGGUGCAAUUUGCGAGUCAAAAUGUUUACCUCAGCAAGGUUAAUCAAUCAUAAUGUCAACCACAUCAUCAUCACUACCAAAAGCAACCACAACAACAAUUAUAACGACAACGGCAUCGACAUCACCGCUGCCACUAUCAACAGCGAGUACAAGAACAACCACACCGCUACCAAUAACAACUACAACAACAACCGCACGACUACCAACAACAGCUACAACAACAACCACAACACAAAGCACACCACCAUCAAUUACAACAACAAGUACAACAACAACCACACCACUACCAACAACAAAAAUAACUGAAACAAACACAACAGCAACACAAACUACAGUGAAAACAACAACUAUAACAACAACAAUGCGAGCCGCAUCAACUUGUAAGGAUGGUGUUAAGAAUCACGAUGAAACCGAUGUCGAUUGUGGUGGUGCAGUUUGCCCAAAACAAUGUUUACCUCAGCAAGGUUGUACGUCAAGCUCAGACUGUGCAAGUAACAACUGUGACAAAACAACGAAAAAAUGUCUAAAAUCAAAAUGGGAUAAAUGGAAACAAAAUGCCAGCACUGUGGCUGGUGAAAAUGGAGAAGGACAGCAAUUGAAUCAACUCAACCACCCUUUUGGAAUCUUUAUUGAUAAAAAGAAAAAUAUUUUCAUUGCGGAUUACGAUAAUCAUCGUAUUGUUGAAUGGAAAUAUAAUGCAAAAGAAGGACAAAUCAUUGCAGGUGGAAAUAAACAAGGAAAUCUAAUGAAUCAAUUGAAUUCUCCAACGAAUGUGAUUUUUGAUCAACAAAGUCAUUCGAUCAUCAUUGCUGAUCAUGGGAACAGACGAGUGAUCCAAUGGAUGAAUCAAAAUCAACAAAUUCUUAUCGACAAUAUUGAUUGUGUGGCCUUGGCAAUGGAUAAAUAUGGAUUUCUUUAUGUUUCUGAUUAUAAGAACAAUGAAGUGAGACGAUGCAAAAUGGGAGAAUACAACAGCGAAGGAAUUGUAGUGGCAGGUGGAAAUGGAGAAGGAUAUCAACUCAACCAACUAAAUUCUCCUACUUUUAUCUUUGUUGAUGAAGAUCAAUCUGUUUAUAUAUCAGAUAAAGACAAUCAUCGUGUGAUGAAAUGGAGAAAAGGUGCAAAAGAAGGAACAGUUGUGGCUGGAGGAAAUGGUCAAGGAAGAAAUCUUAAUCAAUUGUCUAUAUCUCAAGAAAUAAUUAUUGAUGAUUUGAGUCGAAUCUAUGUGGCAGAUGGAGGGAAUCAUCGAAUAAUGCGUUGGUGUGAAGGAAAAGAAGAAGGUGAAAUUGUUGUUGGUGGAAAUGGUCACGGAAGUCAAUCGAAUCAAUUGAAUGUUCCCAUAGGUUUAUCUUUUGAUGAUGAAGGAAAUCUUUAUGUAGCUGAUUACAAUAAUCAUCGAAUUCAAAAAUUUGAAAUAAUUUUGUGA
Messenger RNA from Adineta steineri, 3498 nucleotides. Lineage: Eukaryota; Metazoa; Rotifera; Eurotatoria; Adinetida; Adinetidae. The record is from the annotation of a GenBank genome assembly.